Nylanderia fulva is the source of this 1077-nucleotide messenger RNA. RefSeq names its product eukaryotic translation initiation factor 4E4 (gene eIF4E4). Lineage: Eukaryota; Metazoa; Arthropoda; Insecta; Hymenoptera; Formicidae. The record is from RefSeq and is a predicted model, not a curated record. Gene Ontology annotation, biological process: translational initiation. Gene Ontology annotation, cellular component: cytoplasm; eukaryotic translation initiation factor 4F complex. Gene Ontology annotation, molecular function: RNA 7-methylguanosine cap binding; translation initiation factor activity.
UCGUAAAUUCCGUGCGGGAGAACGAUUUUCCGAUUUUGCGGAGACACGAGCGAACGAGAUACUCUCUCUCUUCCGGAGCUUUCCAUAUCCUUCUCUCCGCGUCCCCCUUCUUCUUUUUUCCAUAUUAACGAAUAUUCCUUGCGUGGAAAAUGUCCUAGAACCGCGAAAGCUGGAGCGCUUUUCCACGUUCAUGAAAUUCCUCGGCGAUUCAUCAUUCCAGAUAUUCUAUAAAUAAUCGCGUAAUCUUUGCGAGAAGUUAGGAACGAAAAAGGACUUGAUCGCGAAGAAAUGCGCACGGAAAUCGAUCGCAAGCAAAACACCGAAGUAACAAACACCGGCGAAUUUCCACCCGAAUACUUAAUUAAGCAUCCGUUACAAAACACGUGGACCCUAUGGUAUUACGAGCCCGACAGGAAUAAGUCAUGGGAAGAAAGUCAGCGAGAGAUAACUAGUUUCGAUACAGCGGAGGACUUUUGGAGCUUGUACAACCAUAUAAAGACAGCCUCUGAAUUAAGACAGGGCUGCGACUAUAGUAUGUUUAAGCAAGGAAUUCGGCCUAUGUGGGAAGACGAUCAGAAUAAAUGUGGUGGACGAUGGUUAAUAAAUCUAGAGAAGAAACAAAGAACCACAGAUCUAGACAAUUUUUGGUUAGAAAUUUUGCUUUGUAUGAUUGGGGAAGCUUUCAACGAAUACUCUGACGAUGUAUGUGGAGCUGUAGUAAAUGUAAGGCCAAAGGGAGACAAACUUGGUAUUUGGACAUCAAAUGCUGAUUGCGCAGAUAGUGUUAUGGAAAUUGGUCGCAAACUGAAAGAAAGAUUAAGGAUUACAUCUAAAACGACUAUGGGAUAUCAAGUGCAUAAAGAUACUAUGAUCAAAGCUGGCAGUCAAACAAAAAAUACAUAUACACUUUAAAAAUAUUGCUAAAUUUAUUAUUACCCUUAAGUUGUUCAUUGAGAUAUUAACUUCCAAAAUUGCUAGAUGAAUUAUUAAUUGUUUCAAGAACUGCUGGAUUAAAUAUUAAAUAAUAUAAUUAUGUGAGUGGAAAUUUUUCUUUGCAUUAUACUACGUAACAUUAAA